AUGAAUACCACUGGGAAUGAGAAACAUUAUGUACAAACGCUGUAUCUCAUGGGAGAACCUGAGGUCUGUGCCAUUUACCCAACGUGUGUGUUAAUAUGCUGGGACCCACCGCGUGUAACUAACGCGUGUGUUGAGAUUGAAAGAGUAAUGCAAUGGACCUAUACUAUUGAUUGGAGAACGAAUCAUAGCUUAGACAAGGAAUACUCUUCCAUCACAACAGCUCUCUGUCAUGCCAUCAUAGAAAUAUUUUAUCCGAAUGAAAUUAUUUAUGUUCGUAUUUGCGCAACAGGUACGGUAUCUGGUGAAGUAGUGGCCUUUGGUUCCACAAAGUGUUCCAUUGAUGCUAGUGUCACUAUUCCCAUGCCGUGGAUGCAUUCUCAUUCUAUGCAGUGUCGUUGUAUAUUUGAUGGUCUUCUUUUAUCUGCUAAUGGGGCGCAGUGUGUGGAUGCAUUUCCUAGUGUGCCUGGAUCUAUUAAGGUGAUGAUAGCAUCUACACGUAUGCUGGAGUCUAGUUUUGCCUGUUUAAUAGUGAAGAUUGUAUAUGAGGUCCCACCACUACCAAUUACUUCAUCUACGGUGUACUACUUUAUUAUAUGCUCCAAGUCCCUUGUAAAACAGAGGGAGAGAUUACGUCACUAUAGUAUUCAGGAAAUAUUGGAAAAGGAGAAGGCUUCUGCAAUUUUCUGUGGUAUUGGUGAAAUGGGAUCAUCAGCAGCAUUAGCAGCUCAUCUUUUUAUUAGUUCAGUAUCAGAUAAAUCUAAUUCUUUACGGGAACGUGUAUUUUGUAUUGCCUAUGGCUCUCCAAGACGUAUGUUUCUUGAAGACUCACUCAUGCUUGUAUCCUCAUCCGCUUUUAGUGGCAACUUCUUAUACUAUACAGGACUUUUAGUGGCAGCGGAUCCUUCUUGUGGUUACUCAAACGUUUUAUUUCCUUCACACGAUGUGAAGGAGAAACAAAAAAGUGAUCAUAGUAGUAAUAAUAAUAAUAGUAAUAAUAAUAAUAGGAGUAGGUUUCGUUUCAAUAUUCCUCUUGGUAUACGAUGUGGUCCUCUAUUAGACCUUAAAUCCGGCAAAUACUUCUUGCGAACGCAAUGCUCAGGAUUAGAAACUCUCUCUGAAGAGGAACAUCAUGAACGUCUUGAUAUUUUUGAACAUCUCCUUAUUUUAAGCCAGUUAAUUUUUCCAACGGGUGAGGUACAGCUAUCACCAGUUAUUAACACCCUUGAUCACACUCUAGAAGAUGGUGUUGUGGUUUGUCUUUCCAUUAAGGGAUCUAAUCUGCAGUAUAGACCACACAUGUGUGUUUCAACAAGAAGUGGAUGGCCUGUAAAUGUUUCUGUGACCUCUGUGAACCCACGGCAUGUAACCGCAACGUUUUCUCUUGUGGAGAUCAUGUAUUUAGAGUCUUCUGUACGGCACAAACCUCUAAAGCGAUUACAGAUUGAUAUUGCCUUUCUAACUGAUGUUGGUUAUACUUCUUUUGAGAAUUAUACUAUCAAAUUACCUGGUGAUAUUUCCGAGAUAUUAUUCUUUCAAACUCAAAAAAAGCUUCCCAGUUCUUGGUUAUUCUCACAACCAAUGAAUCUUAUCGACAAUGCCAUUGUUAUUGAACCGUUUCUUACGACAACGAAGAUAAUGGAAACACGGGGAAUAGGAUUUACACCACAGAUAUCUACAUAUAUACUUGGAGAAAUAGCUACUAUAGCUGAGCUCACAAAUCAUUACAUUGCCAAGAAACAAAGUGUGAAUAUUCUCACAUUUGUGGCGAAUGUGGCAGCAAAAGUCUCUAACUCUGGGAUGCCACAACAGGCGAUGACUCCCAUGAAUAUUCAAAUACCUCCAAGAAGAGAAGCAACAUUGUUUGAGAAAGUUUUGGGGGAAUAUGUUAUUAGCAAGAAAAGGACAGUAUCGACAUUACUUUCGAAACUCACAUCAUGGAAGCAAAAACUUCAGCAAGGUCUUCCAUGGUUAAACGAUGCAAAAUAUGUAGAAAAGUUACGAUUACUCUUAAGUAUAUUUGACAAAAUACCCCCUUCACGUGAUAUCCCUAUUGUUUCACUUGAACUUUCUCUGCUUACGCACUUACUUCAGUACCUUCGAAAUACAUGUGGAGUAACAAAUAUUAAUCACUUAAAGAGUCUUCAUCAAAUUAUGAGUUUUGAAGCUUUUUAUCAACAGGUACAUCCCUUGUUUCUUGCGUCUAUUCCAGCAUCAGAAAAUGCGGCUAUUGAAAUACUUCUUGAAUCUGCUGCCUUAUGGACUGUAUGUUUGAUUUUUCACCUUCGCUCUUCCUAUCUAUUUAUGCACCUUGUGGCUGUAACAGGGUGUCCUGGCAGUGGGUGCACAACUAUCUGCAACACUAUUGCUCAUUUGAGUGCAGAGGAGAAAUACACCUUUAAAUUAAGUGAACGUCUGAGAAAUGUUGUGAUUCGUCGUACGGCUGAGUACGAGUUGGACGAUUUAAAGGAAGUCCUUAUUCUUGGUUUAAGUGCUACUGUUAUUGUUGUUGGUGAGUUUGCCGACAUCAAGGGAUUAGGAUACAAAGCCACAUGGAGUUCUAUCGAGCGAUCAUUGCGUAAUAACAAAAAACAACAGAUUCUAACAUUUCUUUCAAAAGUUGAUGAACUUGUGGUUCAAUGCAGUCAAAGAGAUAUUUCAGUUGGAAAAGAUCCCGUAUGCACAUUGUGUGAGAAGGCAGUGGCGUUGGCUACGAAAUUGGCAGGCACAGACGCACCCAAGGAACUUGUGGCAGUUUCUUUUGCCCCAUCUGUUUCUUUUCUAAAGGCAUCCGUGUUCUUGCAGGAAAGUGGAAUAUCAGCAGAUGAGUUCGCGAGAAAACUUCUCGAUGUAUCGCUCUCCAAGGUAAGGGGGAUAUUGGCAAACAUUCGGCAAGGGAGUAGAUUGUGUUAA
Molecule: messenger RNA, 2910 nt
Organism: Trypanosoma theileri
Lineage: Eukaryota; Euglenozoa; Kinetoplastea; Trypanosomatida; Trypanosomatidae
Product: Trypanosoma vivax
Exons: 1
Coding region: 1-2910 (969 amino acids)
Source: RefSeq, a predicted model, not a curated record